GGUGACCUGCAGAGCCGCCUGCCUGCCGUCCUACCUGGGAUGGAUGUAGAGGAGGCUUUCCAAGUUGUUGGCGAGUUUGGACCCUACCAGAAACGGGCAGUAGCUGUACUUGUACUAACACAGCUGUACAUGGCCUGUCAGUCCAUGCUGAUCGUUCUGGUCGGAGCAACACCAGAGUACAAGACCGAGCAGGAAGACGAUUCAUCCUCCAAUCAGGAGCGAGUUAUCUUUACAGGAGACAUCGACUCCAUAGUGACCGAAUGGUUUCUCAUCAAGCAGCAGGCUUAUAAAGUCAGCUUAGCAGGAUCGCUCUUCUUCGCUGGUCUCCUGGUGGGGAACAUAGUUUUUGGGCCGCUGUCUGACAGGAUCGGCAGGAGACCCGUCUACCUGACAGGUGAUUUAGAAAGUUUAAAAUAUGAAGUUAAAAUAAGAUUAUGACAUCUUAGAUUUAAAUAAGUCUGUUUAACAUGAUGUGACUUAAGAGAAGAAGCUUCAGUAAUGAGAGUUAAAUGCUUUCUGAUCCUCUUUGAUCUUCACUCUGCAGGCUGAGACUCGUUAAAGACAUAACAAUACCAAACUACUCCUCUC
Scomber scombrus (Atlantic mackerel) is the source of this 588-nucleotide messenger RNA. RefSeq names its product solute carrier family 22 member 15-like. Lineage: Eukaryota; Metazoa; Chordata; Actinopteri; Scombriformes; Scombridae. The transcript is spliced from 3 exons. The coding region runs from base 40 to 438 and encodes 132 amino acids. The record is from RefSeq and is a predicted model, not a curated record. Gene Ontology annotation, molecular function: transmembrane transporter activity.